Messenger RNA from Hypoxylon fragiforme, 2425 nucleotides. RefSeq lists its product as uncharacterized. Gene Ontology annotation, molecular function: zinc ion binding; DNA binding; DNA-binding transcription factor activity, RNA polymerase II-specific. Gene Ontology annotation, biological process: regulation of DNA-templated transcription; DNA-templated transcription. Gene Ontology annotation, cellular component: nucleus. The record is from RefSeq and is a predicted model, not a curated record. Bases 108 to 2213 code for a protein of 701 amino acids. NCBI's taxonomy places the organism in Eukaryota, Fungi, Ascomycota, Sordariomycetes, Xylariales, Hypoxylaceae. The transcript is spliced from 5 exons.
UAGGUUCGGUUCGACUGCGAUUAUUAUUUGACUGACGAAUCCCUCUGGCCAUCGCAUACAAAGCGGUCUUCGAGAAACGAACAAUCCAGCUACCUAGGUACUCUUCAAUGACUACCAUUGAUCACAGCCACCGACAGGUGGAAAAAAGAAAUCGCCCCCCUGUUUCUUGCGAACCAUGCCGAACUCGAAGAAUAAAGUGCAAUCGCGGCUUACCAUGUGAUACCUGCAUAAGGCGUGAUAAGGCCUCGCUUUGUAACUAUGCGACUAAUGCCAACAGAAAUAAGCAUGGAACACCAAAGCCACGCAAAAUGAAAGACAGACUGGAUAGUCUUGAAACUCUGGUCUCAUCAUUCCUAUCAGGUGAUGCCGUUCUUCAGCCUCGGCGACUUGCCCCAAAUUCAGCCAAGGGUAGCCAUACUAUCAUCCCAUCAUCCGAGCACGAUAGCAGACCUGCAAACCAAGAUUCGGCAUCUCCCAGUGUAAGUGGAGGAGCAAAUGCGCUUACCCCUGAAUCCCCCUAUCUUCAAGAGAGUGAAGAUGGUCAAGUGAACUAUAUCGACCCCAGUCAUUGGCUAUCGAUUUUGGACGAUAUCAAAGAAGUCAAGGAACAUUUAUCCGUAUCAAAUCGGCCUUUACCACAAAAUGAGACUGGCUUUGGUGUGGAUCGCGCAGUAUCAGACGCCAGCUUUUUGUUCAACUUGAACCGCCACUUGACUCUGGAGGAAGUUCUAAGUUCAUUGCCUUCCCAACCAAUAUGCGACAUGCUGCUCUCUUGGUAUUUUAACUCUCGGUUCAUGGUUCUUGGGAUCGUGCAUCCAGCUAAAUUCCAAAAUGAGUACGCUGCCUUCUGGGAUUCUCCGUCGACGACACCACCCCUUUGGAUAGCUCUACUGUUCUCCGUACUCACCAUAACAGCAAGCUUGCGUCGGAUAUCGAACAUACCGGAGCCUGAUGGGUCGAUCCCCCCAAUAAGCAUACUACAUCAGAGAACGGUGGACUGUCUUGUUCUUGGGCAGUACGCUACCGCUAACGAACACGCACUCGAGGCGUUUAUAAUACAUCUUCAGAGCUGUUUCUUCAGCAACAAUGGCCGCUCUGUCGAUCUGUGGUUCGAGAUGGGCACUAUCAUCCGGUUAGCAUUUCGAAUGGGGUACCACCGUGACCCAAGUAAACUCGCCGGCAUCUCUCCCUUCGAUGGUGAAAUGAGGCGACGGGUAUGGCUCAACAUAUUCCAGAUUGAUGCGCUGAUGUCCUACCAGAUGGGGUUCCCGAGCAUGAUCCCCACCGAGUUUUGCGACACGGAGAUACCGCGCAAUUUGGAAUACUCCGAUCUCAAUGUUGAUAUGAAAGCUCUUCCACCGUCGAAGCCUCUUUCUGAGAACACGCCUGUUUUAUACACGAUAGUCAAGGCUAGUGUGAUGGGUGUCUUCAAGAAGAUCGUUGCGAACACGCAGUCGCUCACGGUGCCAGCCUACAGCAAAACAAUUGAACUGGACACUGAAAUGGAAGACGUUUAUGGUAGAAUACCAGAGCAGUUGAAAGGACGAGAUGUGAACCAUUCCUUCAUAGAUCACCCUUGUCUUAUAUGGAAUCGAUGCACAAUCGAGCUCCUCUACCUCAAGGGGCUCAUCAUUCUUCAUCGACGAUACAUCAACUACGAACCGCAAAGUUCCGAAUUUGAAUUCUCUAGGCGCGCUUGCGCCGAGGCAGCUCUCAAGAUUGUCACUCGCCAAGUCGACAUACAUAAAGCAUGCUCACCGGGUGGGCGGCUGUGCGAGGACCGGUGGAUGUUCCUUUCACUCCCUGUACACGAUUUCCUCUUGGCCGCUGUAGUGAUAUGCCUGGAUCUAUCCGUCCGCAUGAGAUCUCCACAGCAAAACUUGCCGGAAAGCACGGAUCUACAGCAGCUUGCUGCUCGAGAAUACAGAGCCCUCCAGGAGUCUCAGCGGAUAUGGGUUAUCAGCAGUGCAGCAUCUCCUGAAGCACACAUCGCAGCACUUGCGCUGGAUCUGAUGAUAAGAAAGGUGGCGGAGAAUGAUGCUGGUCUUCUUCUUCUAUCGAAUGAUGCGUCGCUUAGAGACACGGAUCUAUCGAAUAACUCGGAGCUACCGUAUGCUGGCGCCAUGUCGCAGAUGAUUGACGGGUCUGAAAGCAUAGAUUGGGGGCUGUUGGAUCAAUACUUACACAACAUGGAUCCUUUGGUUACUGGAUAACAUCACCUAAACUAUGUCUUUCGUCGUUAACUUAGGUCCCCAAGGCAUAAACUACGCUUACAAAAUUGACACUAAUGCCAUAAAGUAUCUGGUAAUAUCGGAGUUUUACUGCAGGUAGUCAAUGUAGAAAGGGUGAAACUUGAAAACCGUAUGAGGCUCUAGGGGGGGGCGGCGUCGGGGCACCCGCCUCGUGCCUACCUAAAUAUCCAUCA